Pedinophyceae sp. YPF-701 is the source of this 234-nucleotide messenger RNA. The record is from the annotation of a GenBank genome assembly. Lineage: Eukaryota; Viridiplantae; Chlorophyta; Pedinophyceae.
AUGGCGGGCUCUCUGCUGGCGAUCACUGCAGCGGCGAUGACGCUGGCGCCCGCCGCGCAGGCCGAGAAGCUGUCGGCCGCGGACGCGUACAGCAACUUCACGUCGCGCGCGCCGCAGAUGACGGAGGACGGCAAGGGCGCGGGCCCGGCCAGGAAUGUGCCGAAGUCGGCCCGCAAGGACAUCGAGACGCCCAUCUCCUCGCCCGACAAGAUCUACAAGUCGGAGCGGAAGUAG